GACUUUCUUGGAAACAAGCAUAUUGCCUCUAUAGUCUAUACCCACAUGACCAUAUAUAGGGCGAGGCAACCACAGAGAAGAGAAGCACGAAAAGUUGCACAGUAGCGAUCUAAAAAAGAAAAAUCAAGAUUUGGGUUUGGUUUGAUAUUUAGAGAAAAGAAAUGGGUUUCUCAGAGGUAGAGAAAGCAUGCAAGGAGCACCCAUACCACAAUCAAAAGCAAGGGGUUUGUCCAUCAUGUUUAAGAGAAAGAUUAUCUCAACUUUAUGUAGUUGUUUCAAGCAACAAAGAAGCAGUGGCACCAUCUUCUUCUUCGAUGUCUUUUUCCUCUGCUUCAUCUUCGACCCAUAUAUCUCCAGUUAUUCAUCAUCAUCGUCAUCAGCGAAACAUUUCUGAUAUUAUGGGUUCCAUAUCUUUCAGGGUAAGUGCAGGAAGUGGGUUAAAGAAGAGUAGAUCGAUUGCUUUUGUGUCGAGAAGCAGCCUUGUUGGAGAGUUGAAGCACGGGACGAAGAAGAAUAAGAAAGGUUUUUGGUCAAAGUUACUUCAUUUGAAGGGAAAGAAUAAGGAGGCUAAUAUUGGUGGAAAGAUUGCUUUGAAUGUAUAGACUUUGCUUCAAAAAAGGAAGGAGGGGUAGCGGUACCGAAGUUGUCUCCAUGGCUACGUGCUCUCAAGCUCUCGAGUUCGAGAUUCGAGAUUUCAAGUCCUUUAAUUUGAAUUUUAGUCAGAAUCAAUUGUACCAAACAAAAACAAAAAGAAGGGCUUUUAGAAACUAUGAGAUGUUUAUAUAGCUUUAUUUUGUGUUAUAUAUGAAAAUCUGGAUCUUUUCCUUC
Hevea brasiliensis (rubber tree) is the source of this 828-nucleotide messenger RNA. RefSeq lists its product as uncharacterized. The coding region runs from base 162 to 602 and encodes 146 amino acids. The transcript has a single exon. Lineage: Eukaryota; Viridiplantae; Streptophyta; Magnoliopsida; Malpighiales; Euphorbiaceae. The record is from RefSeq and is a predicted model, not a curated record.